UAUUGAAAAGAAAAAGACCAAAAACCCCCAACUUUCCUCCCUCCCUCUAAUGCGCCAAGUUCUAACUCUCCUCCUUCACCGCUGCACCGGAAACCCUCCGGCGCCGCCGUUUCUCGUGCGCCGAGCGCAUUACAAGGCCCCACAAAAGGCAGCGAAACCGCCGUCGCCUCCGACGCCGCCGAAGCCGCCGAAACCGCCGCAGAAGCCCCAGAGCUUCAGCUUCCACGACCAGACAUGGGAGGAUCCGUACAGCUGGAUGUCGAGCUUGAACGACAAGGUCGCCAUGCGGCACAUGGACAUCUACAUGGAGCAGGAGGAGAAGUACGCCGAGGCCGUCAUGGCUGAUACCGAGCGCCUACAGAGCAAGCUCCAGUCGGAAAUGGCCUUUCGCCUCGCCUACGACCUCUCCACUCCUCCUCUCCGCUGGGGACCUUGGUUGUAUUACCGCCGCGCGGAGGAAGGGAAGCAAUAUCCGGUGCUCUGCCGGAGGCUCGCGAGCUUGAACGAGGAGUUUAUUUCACAUAAAUCGCCUUCGGCGGGGUUUGAUUUCGCCUCGGGGAAGAGAAUUGAACAGAAGCUGAUUGACUAUAAUCAAGAAGCUGAGAGAUUUGGAGGCUAUGCUUAUGAAGAGUUAUCAGAAGUUUCUCCGGAUCAUCGGUUCCUUGCGUACACAAUGUAUGAUAAAGACAAUGACUUUUUUAGAUUAUCUGUAAGGAAUUUGAAUUCUGGUGCAUUGUGUGGAAAGCCCCAAGCCGAUUGCAUUUCGAACUUGGCAUGGGCCAAAGAUGGCCAAGCAUUACUUUAUGUUGUCACUGAUCAGAAGAAGAGGCCGUACAGGAUAUACUACAGCAUGAUUGGAUCGACCGAUGAUGAUGUUUUGCUUCUCGAAGAAUUGGAUGAGAAUGUCUAUGUUAACAUUAGACACACGAAAGAUUUCCGCUUUGUGACCGUGAAUACAUUCUCUCCUACUUCUUCAAAGGUCUUUCUGAUAAAUGCAGCUGACCCCUUGUCUGGCUUGAAUUUGAUUUGGGAGUGUGAUGGUGUAGCCCACUGCAUAGUUGAGCAUCAUCAAGGGUUCCUUUAUCUAUUUACUGAUGCUGCCAAAGCAGGCCAACCCGUUGAUUUUCAUUAUCUUCUUCGUAGCCCUGUCGAUACUUCUACCGGUCCAAGAAUAUGGGAGAAUGUAUUCAUCGAUGACCCUCAUUUGGUUGUUGAGGAUGUUGACUUCUGCAAUACACACUUGCUACUUAUUCUAAGGGAAGGUCGACAAUUUAGACUUGGUUCAGUUACUCUACCUUUGCCUGCUGGGAGGGGACCGGUUUCUCUCAAAGAGCUUCACCCACAUUACCUGCCUCUUCCAAAAUAUGUUUCUCAAAUUUCACCUGGAAUGAUUUAUGAUUACUUCUCAUCAACUAUGCGCUUUACGAUAUCAUCCCCUGUGAUGCCUGAUGCCAUAGUUGAUUAUGACCUAUCCAAUGGGAAAUGGAACAUUGUUCAACAGCAGAAUAUUCUUCACGAGAGAACAAAAGUUUUGUAUGGUACAUCUUCUUUGUCCAGUAUCUCCAAACAUACCUUGAAUAGCAAAACUGUUGAUACCACAGAUGAAGUCAGAUCAGAUGAUGCUAAUUUGUGGAAUGAUCUCUCUGAGUUUUAUGCGUGUGAGCACCGUAAUGUCUCAUCUUAUGAUGGAGUUGAGGUUCCGUUGACUAUUAUUUACUCCCGCAAAAAUGAGAAAGAAGGUCAAUACCCUGGGCUGCUUCAUGGUCAUGGAGCCUACGGUGAGCUACUCGAUAAACGGUGGCGCAGUGAACUGAAAAGCCUUCUUGAUCGCGGUUGGAUUGUUGCAUAUGCUGAUGUUAGAGGUGGAGGGGGCGGGGGUAAGAAAUGGCAUUAUGAUGGUAGACGUACAAAGAAGAUUAAUUCCAUCAAAGAUUACAUCUCCUGUGCAAAAUACCUUAUUGAGAGAGAGAUUGUCCAUCAAAACAAGCUUGCUGGUUGGGGUUACAGUGCUGGUGGACUUUUGGUUGCUUCAGCCAUUAAUAGUUGCCCUGAUUUAUUCCGUGCUGCAGUUUUGAAGGUUCCAUUUCUAGAUGCAACAAAUACUCUUCUUUAUCCGGUUUUACCAGUUACUGCUGCUGAUUAUGAAGAAUUCGGAUACCCGUGGGACAUUAAUGAUUUCCAUGCUAUACGUGAAUAUUCUCCUUAUGACAACAUUCAGAAGGAUGUUCCUUAUCCAGCUCUCUUGAUAUCAUCAUCUUUCAAUACAAGAUUUGGCAUAUGGGAAGCUGCAAAAUGGGUUGCGCGGGUCCGCGAACACACAAUUUAUGACCCAAAACGUCCAGUUUUGCUCAAUUUGACCACAGACAUAGUGGAGGAAAACCGGUACCUCCAGUGCAAAGAAUCAGCAUUAGAAGCUGCGUUUCUUAUGAAGGUGAUGGAAUCUUAGAUGCCAUUGUACAACCCAAUUGAUCUCAGUACUAGUUUAUCUCACCUAGUCAGAGAAGCUAACCAUGAGAAGGAGAUAUAUCUUUGGGAUCUGAGAUAAUCAAAUGGAUGAAGACAAGGCCAACUUUCAAUAGUUGGUGCAUGCUCAAAAGCCAAUUCAAGUAAUUGGUUGUGGGUUGGUUUUUCUUGUUGAGACGCCAAAGAGAUAUCGAUACAUGUCAACAGUCAACAUACCCACUUAGUUAAAUGAAAUACGUCAGAAAAUGAACAAUUUUGGUCUUGAAUAUGUUCUUAAACCUUAUCCCGUUCUCUUCUGAUAAUGGUUUAUUAAUUAAGAGAAGCAUAUAUUGUGUGUAGUAUUUUUUAACCAUUUGUAGCGUGUUCUUGAUAGCUACUGACGACUAAGAUAAGCAAAAUCUUCAAAAUCCAUUUGUUUAGUAGCCAACAAUACUUCAUAGGGCUCAAGCUUGUCAACGAAUCACUGUCACCAACCACCACAUAAAGGUUACUCUUACAGAAGUCAGCUUCUCCCAUUAACCUUCCCUAAACAAUUUUUG
Molecule: messenger RNA, 3002 nt
Organism: Morus notabilis
Lineage: Eukaryota; Viridiplantae; Streptophyta; Magnoliopsida; Rosales; Moraceae
Product: dipeptidyl aminopeptidase BI
Exons: 12
Coding region: 50-2446 (798 amino acids)
Biological process (GO): proteolysis
Molecular function (GO): serine-type endopeptidase activity
Source: RefSeq, a predicted model, not a curated record